Clunio marinus is the source of this 438-nucleotide messenger RNA. Lineage: Eukaryota; Metazoa; Arthropoda; Insecta; Diptera; Chironomidae. The record is from the annotation of a GenBank genome assembly.
AUGACAUUAAAAUGUGAAAUGUGGCUACAUCCUCAGAGAAAAAAAGAAAUCUUUUGCUUUCUACCUGAAUGUCUAAGAAUGUUGGAAAUAUUAUUAUUUCAGGAUAUGGAAGUAAUAAGAAAUUGCCUCACAUGCAUCGCAUUGCAGAACAUUACCGAGGUCUCGAUGACGAAGACCAGUCUUCGUCUUCAUACGACACAACACAACAAGGAGAACCCGACAAAUACAAAGAAGCUUAAUGAAAGAACAGGAAUCGAGCACCUGGAGACUCUUUUCACACGAGGACAUCGCCAUCUUCGUCUUCAUACGACACAACACAACAAGGAGAACCCGACAAAUACAAAGAAGCUUAAUGAAAGAACAGGAAUCGAGCACCUGGAGACUCUUUUCACACGAGGACAUCGCCAAUUCCGGCACGGGGAGAAGCGGGUAGUUUAA